UUCAAUGGGGAUGAUGGAUAUGAGGUGGCUCAUGGUGUGGAUAGGCAUAGGGUGAACAUAGAACUCAAAAGAUGCACUUGCAGGACAUGGGACCUCACAGGGAUCCCAUGCCCUCAUGCAAUAAGGGCCCUACUGUACAGGAAGAUCAACCCUUUGACUCGGAUUCACUGGUGGUACUCCAAAGAAGCUGCUCUCUUAACUUAUUCACAUAAGUUACAACCAGUAAGAGGAGAAAAUUUUUGGAAGAUAGAACCAACCCAUGCAAUGGAGCCUCCAAAGUUAGUUAAGUUGGCUGGAAGGCCAAGAAUUAAGAGAGUUAGAGAAAAAAAUGAGUGUGUGAAUAGACAAGGAGUGUGGUCUGAAUCUAGAAAGGGUAGGGUGAUGACUUGUUCUACAUGUGGAGAGCCUGGCCACAAUGCAAGGGGUGUCAAAAGGUAGCUAAAGGAAAGCAAUCAAAUGGUGGAAGGAAGACAAAGAAGAGGACCAGAUCCUUGAUUGAUGAAGAUGAUGAAGGUUUGGCUAGAAGUCCACCUGCUACAGGGCUCACACUUGAGGAAGAGCUUGAAUUGACAGUACCCCAGCCUACUCAAACAAGUCAAGCAAGCAGUAGUGCAACAGCACUUCCAAGUCAGGCCAGCAGUAGUACAAGUGAAUAUAGAUUUAUGCCAACACCAUCAGUGGCAAGGCAGCAGCCUAUCAACAAUACUUUUACUGCUGAACCAGACUUCGAUUUUCUAUCAAAUGAUGAAGCAGAUCCACCUCUAAUGCCAAUGAGUAUUUCAGAGGCCAAGACUAGAUUCCUAAGGCAGAUGCAAGUUGGAGAAGCAACUGGAACAAGGUGUAUUGGUUUUGUUGGUGAUGCUAGUGGUGUUAGUAAGCCAACAAACCUUCCAUUCUCACUAAGGGAGCUGACAUGGCAAGGAAACAUCAGAAUUGGAAACAAGCUUAGAAAAUGGCCAAGUGUUUGUUUGGCUGUUGAAACUUGCAAGUGGAUGUCAUGUUAUCACUUUAUGGUGACAGUUUUUGGGGUUAUAAUGUGGCAUCCCCUUUGGCAAUGUAACUGCACUUUUGACAGUUUUUGGCAGUUUUAUGUUAAGUUAAUGUUGGAUUCCUUGUACAAGAUGUUGGCUGCUUUGUUUUCUGAUAGUGUCUUGUUUUUACUCUUUUGGUAG
Molecule: messenger RNA, 1172 nt
Organism: Lycium ferocissimum
Lineage: Eukaryota; Viridiplantae; Streptophyta; Magnoliopsida; Solanales; Solanaceae
Exons: 3
Coding region: 396-1172 (258 amino acids)
Source: RefSeq, a predicted model, not a curated record